Pyrenophora tritici-repentis Pt-1C-BFP is the source of this 1176-nucleotide messenger RNA. RefSeq lists its product as uncharacterized. The record is from RefSeq and is a predicted model, not a curated record. NCBI's taxonomy places the organism in Eukaryota, Fungi, Ascomycota, Dothideomycetes, Pleosporales, Pleosporaceae.
AUGAAGAAAGAAGCUGAAGAAGCGGUCGAAUCGGCCAAAGGACUACUUGAAGACAUCGUCAUUGUUGUCUCGCUUGUGCGGACCUUGACAGACUCUUUCGGUUCUGUCAAAGACCUUUAUCGCAAGCUCAAGCCCAAGUCCAAACAGAAAGACAGCGACAGCGAGGAUGACAAACAUCAUUUCCGGAGGCCCUUCCACAGUCGCCGGGACUCCGGCUUCAGUGUGCACAAGAAGAAAGAAAGCGAAUUCAGCGAUAGUGAGGAGGAGCUCGUUUGCACUUCAUCUAUUCAAGUUCGUGCAGAGUAUGAACGCGGAUACCCUACCACGCACAUACAACUCCAGACGCAAAUCAUACAGCUUCAACAAACGCUCCUCAGUAUACACCAAGACCUUCUACUGAGCACGUAUAUGGCGCCGUCAUCUUCGCACUCACACCUCGUGCGCCUCCUUCAGACAACUCGGAAGGCGCGUGCGGCCUCGAUCGCGGCGUUGAACUUGCAGUACCAGCGCAUGCUGGAACCGAUGCCAAUCCUGUCGCCACUUCCGCCGAGAGAAGAUCCAAUCUUCAAUAUACCUGGAUCUUUUCCUCCACCCGACAGUUCCCGACGCAAGUCCGAGCCGUUCCCGCCAAGGCGACGCAUGAGCAAUAGCUCGAGUUGCUCGAGUGAAUCCCAGGAGAAGGAGAAGGAGAAACAGAAAGAGAAGGAAAGGGAGAAGAAGGUCAAGAUUGAGCUACCCCCGAAGCCCAAACCUAAGCCCACGCCCACGCCUCCACCUCUAUCGCACAGUAACAGCCUCUUCUGCGUCUACGCCAAGGAUCUCCAACACAACCCUACCAUCCCUCUAGCCGACACCUACAAGCUCAGCGGAGACAACAAAUGUCCAUUCUGUCGCAGAAACAUCGACAUGAAGCCUGGCAAAGCAUGGGAGAUCAUCACAGACGAGUGCAAAGUGAAGGAGAGCCGCUACCGCAAAGCCAUAUACCGAACCUUCCGAGUGAAGAACCGUUUCGUAGUCAAGAGUCACAGAGAACAAGGCGGUUUCGCAUGCGUACUCUGCGCCAGGUUCAGGAAGUGGGAUACAGUUUGUCGGGAAGUCAGUUUGCUCAUGGAUCAUCUCUGGAGAGAGCAUUCGGGUGAUGAGUUGGCAAGGGAUAGCGAUAUUAUCGAGUGCUAG